Molecule: messenger RNA, 3872 nt
Organism: Alligator mississippiensis (American alligator)
Lineage: Eukaryota; Metazoa; Chordata; Crocodylia; Alligatoridae
Gene: GZF2
Product: GDNF inducible zinc finger protein 2
Exons: 8
Coding region: 265-3192 (975 amino acids)
Biological process (GO): negative regulation of transcription by RNA polymerase II; regulation of cytokine production; regulation of immune system process
Molecular function (GO): RNA polymerase II cis-regulatory region sequence-specific DNA binding; DNA-binding transcription factor activity; protein binding
Source: RefSeq, a predicted model, not a curated record
AUGGCCGCCCGCGUGAGCGGCCUCCGCCACAGGCCGGCCCGCCCCGCCGUGCCCCGGCGGCCCCGGGCCGUACCAUCGCGCUGACGGCGGCGGGGGGAGAGGGGCGUGGGCUGCUCCCGCUGCCGCGCCGGAGCCGGACGGACUCAUGCGAUCGCGCGCGGGCAGAGCGCGCCGCGGGGCAGGGCUGGGCCUAUUUCUGCCUUUACUUACACUGCUGUAAAUCAGAAGUAGCUCCACCCAAGUCAUUGGAAUUGCAGCAGAUUUAUGUUGGAGAUGGAGAAAAAGAAGAUAGUGAUGAAAUCCAAAGUUGCUUCUUCGAACCUUCUGAGGGCGCUGCAUUCACUCUAUCAGUUCGGUCACCUCUGUGACGUGAUAGUCCACACCGAGCAGAUGGGAAUUCAAGAGGAGUUUCUGGUUCACAAGGCUGUAUUGGCAGCUUCCAGCAAUUACUUCAAGGGGCUGUUUCUUCAUGAUGAGAUGUUAGACACUAAGACCCGCACAGUGACUCUACAAGACAUUUAUACAGAAGAAUUCACUUCCUUCCUGGAGUUUGUUUAUACUGCCGAAGUAGAGAUUGAGGCAGAGAAAUUGCAUCGGAUGAAGGAAAUAGCUGAGAGACUUGAGUGCAAGGAUUUGCUUGAUAUUUGCGAAGAAAUGAACUCGGAGAGUAAGGAAGGCUUAGAUCCAAGUGUCCAUUUAAAAGGUCAGAUACACAAAAAUGGUGGGUCCCAGUGGGCUUAUGUCCCACAAACAGAAGACAGUGAACUGGGUAAUUCAUCCCCAUCUGGGGCAACACCGCUGCAAAGAAAACUGUGGGAUGGCCAGAAACACAGGAAAUUAUUAACCAGCUAUGAACUUGUGGAAUGUCAACCUACAGAUCCUAACAAGGAAGGGACUGCUCUUUCAGAGUCAACAGCUGGCAUGGCCAAGCUAGCUGAGCAUAACAAAACAGACACAAGUGAGAUGAUUGGCGUGGAUGCUGCCAGCCCAGGGGAAAAGAAGACCUGCUGUUCUGCCCCAAGCGAGCCAGACUCCAAGGAAACCUGCAUCGUCAUUAAAAAGCUGCUCCCUGCCCAAGGGGAAGAUGAAAAUACUUUAAUCUCGGAGCUGCCCAGUAAAUUUGAGCCCAGGAGGUCACUUCGCAAUGGAUCAAAAAUCUUGCCCCAAAUGUACACCUGUGAGAAGUGUAAUCAGUCAUUCCAUUUCAUCAAGCAGUACCAGUCACACAUGGAGCUGAAGCAUAAUAUUAACAUUGUCACCAAAUACAGCUGCAACCUAUGUGACCAGCUCUUCUCUAAUCGCCAGAACCUGAAACAGCACAAGCUCACUGUCCACAGUGAUGAGAGGCGCUUCCCUUGCAUGGCCUGUGACAAGAGAUUUAAGCGCCAGAAGGAUAUCAAUGACCAUGUUCGGAGGGUUCAUGAAAAGAAAAGGAGCCCUCAGGCAUGCCCAUACUGUGACAAGGUUAUCAGCUCCAAGUGCGGCCUCACAGUUCAUAUGCGCACACACACAGGGGAGAAGCCCUACAAAUGUGAACGCUGCCUUGCAAGCUUUGCUCAGAGAUCUGCUUACAAUACCCAUGUAAGGAAAAUACAUGAGUCUGGGCAAGACAGGAAGCAUACACCAAUCUACUGGACGGUCGUUCCACCUACAGUUAGACCAGAAGCAACAGACUGUGCAAUGGAUGUUAAUGAAGAAACUUGGCAUGGGGAGUCGGUUACUGGAUUGCAAAAAGGUGCUGGGAGCAAAGCAGCUAUGGGCACUGAAGAAGAACCUGGCAGCUCCUAUAAUGCAGAAGUAGACUGCAGCAAUGAAGGGAAAGAAAAGAUAGACAAAUAUGGGGAAGAUGAAGCAAAUGGGGAAGAAGGAAAUGAAGAUGAUGAUGAAGAUGAAGAAGAAACAAGUGUGAAGGGAGAAGACGCAGGUUGUUCUGAACUAGAGGACAGUAAAGAUAAUGAGUAUGUCUGUAAUGAUGAUGGUGGUGUUGAUGAUGAUGAUGACGACGACGACUACUCUAAUAGUAAUGAAGGUGAAGAGAAUGAUUCAGAUGAAGACUUGAAAAUAAAGAAGGCUAAAAAAGGCAGGGUAGGAAAGAAGUCUGCCUAUGUUAUAACAUGUGAUAAAUGUGCUGAGCAGUUUGUUUCUCGGAAAAAAUAUGUGGAUCACUGCAAAGAAGUCCAUCAAUCCUUGCCUGGCAAAGUCUAUCAGUGCGAUAUCUGUAGCAAGUCAUUUGCUAGCUACAACAGCUGGAAAGAGCACAGAGCCUGUGUCCACACUGAAGAAAGGCAGUUUGCUUGCACCCUCUGCGAUGCUACCUUUAAAAGAAAAAGAGAUGUGAGGACACAUUACAUGCGGAAACAUGAAGGCAGAGUCAAGCGCCCUCUCUGUUCUGUCUGCGGGAAGAUCUUGAGCUCACGAACAGCGCUGAUGUUUCACAUGCGGACACACACAGGGGAGAAACCAUACGAAUGCAGCGUUUGUCAUAACAAGUUUGCUCAGCCCUCCCAGCUUAAAAUCCAUACCAGGUCCCAUACAGGAGAAAAGCCAUACGUAUGUGAAGACUGUGGAGCUUGUUUUGUUGAUAAAGGCAAACUAAAUAGCCACAAGAGGACGCAUACAGGAGAGCGUCAGUUUAAGUGUGAUGUAUGUGGGAAACAUUUUGCCACCAAUGAAUACUUGAAGUGCCACAAGCGAUGCCAUAUGGGAGCCAAGCCAUACAAGUGCAAUGUUUGUGGGAAGACAUUUGGAUUGAGAGCCUCGUUAGCCCAACACGUUAAUGUCCAUGCAGAGACUCGUCCCUAUUUCUGUGAACAGUGUGGAAAAACAUUUACUCAGCAAGGAGCUCUCAGGCGCCACCAGCGGAUUCACACUGGAGAAAAACCAUACAAAUGUAGAGCUUGCGAGAGAACCUUUACAGACAUGUCCACCUUGAGGAGACACGUAUCGGUUCAUGACCGGAAUGCCCACUGGAGGAGUUUCUUAAUAGAUCUUACUAGCAAAAAAGACCAUAAUUGGUCCAAAAUAGAAACCUUAUCAGAGGUCCGCAGGGGGGAAGAGUCAGCACCAGAAGUCUGGUCAGUUGACCAAGGUACACUUUACAAACCAGAAAUCAAUAGCAUGAAGAAAGCUGAACAUAUGCCAUCUAGCAUUAACAACACUCAAGAAGCUGAUCAUUCCAAUUUAUACUUGUAAUUACUGUAACCAGAAAACUGUAAAAUGUCUUCAUACAAUGUAGCUGCUCCAUUUUUUUAAACUAUGGAAGAUAUGGUCUCUUCUUUUUACAGGUCAUAUAAUACAUUGUAGUCAGAGAAGGAUUCAUAUUCUUAACAGUAGUCUUUAUACCCUUUAGGUUUUAGAACUGUAUACAGUUUUAUUUUUUAAAAUCUUGAAUAUAUCACCCAGUAAAAUGCUCAUUUAUGAAAAUAUACAUAUGUAUGUGUGUGUAUGUAUGUGUAUACACACAUAUACAUACAUAGUGUUCUAUAAACUGUUGUAUGCCUUUAUAAUAAAGAUACUAUGAUUAGAACACCUCAUAUAAAAUGAUCAUCGAUGCUGGAGCUAUUUGAUUUGUAUGUAUUUUAUCGUAGAAUUUUAGCUUUCUUGAUAAAUGCAGAAUCGUUAAAAUAUUUGCUGUGAAAUAUUAUAAACCAACUGGGACACAGCUGUUUAAUGAUUGAAAAAAGCCUGUGGUAUAUGUACGCUGCUUCACAGCUUUAUUCAUUUCAUUCUGUCUUGAGUCUGUGAUUUUUGCAUUUGUCUUCUAGGCAUAAUUUCCUUGUGUGCUUAAAGUAAAAUUCUAAAAUGCUUGUUUUUAAAAAGUGAGGGGUAAGCACACAGGUCCAUUUGGAUAAUAAAUAAGAAGAACUUGUGAA